This is a messenger RNA of Nicotiana attenuata, 773 nucleotides long. RefSeq names its product LOB domain-containing protein 1-like. Bases 75 to 644 code for a protein of 189 amino acids. The record is from RefSeq and is a predicted model, not a curated record. The transcript has 2 exons. NCBI's taxonomy places the organism in Eukaryota, Viridiplantae, Streptophyta, Magnoliopsida, Solanales, Solanaceae.
GUAUACUCAUUGCUAUACACAACUCUUAACACGCUCCACAAAUAGUGAUCAUAUUUGACACUACACCAAAAAACAUGGAAUGCAGUGACAAAACCAGCGGUACUUCUUCAUCGUCUUCUGCCGGAAUGAUGACGCCUCCUCCAUCUCCUCCGUGGCCGGUGAUUCUGACGCCUUGCGCCGCCUGCAAGAUCCUCCGCCGGAGAUGCGUCGAUAAAUGUGUUCUGGCACCCUACUUUCCGCCGACGGAGCCGCUUAAGUUCACCAUUGCUCAUAGAGUCUUUGGUGCCAGCAAUAUCAUCAAAAUGUUACAGGAGCUUCCGGAGGAUCAAAGAGCAGAUGCAGUGAACAGCAUGGUGUAUGAAGCAAAUGCGAGAAUCAGAGAUCCAGUGUACGGCUGCGCCGGAGCAAUUUGUCAGCUACAGAAGCAAAUAAGUGAGCUUCAAGCAGAGCUUGCCAAGGCUCAAGUAGAGAUGUUGAAUGUGCAGUGCCAAAACACAAAUUUGGUGUCAUUGAUUUGUAGGGAGAUGUCACAAAAUCAAGAAAACAACGGCAGCGUGUGUCCUGAUCAACAAACUUAUGGAAAUACCAGCCUUUUUUUGGACGACAAUAGUGUCUAUGCAUCUUGGGAACCACUAUGGACAUGAUGAAAAAAGUUAGAAUACUUCUAUGAAUUUAGUUACGUACGUUAACACUGUGCCCAAGGUUAGGGGUAGAAAAUGCAAUGACAUCGUUUCCAAAAUUCAAUAAAAUAUAUCAUUACAUGACGAGCGACA